UUCAUCACUGCCUCCCUGACUGUAUAUAAGGUGGUCAUAAACACCGACCUACAUGUGCUGCUUCUACCACAUAAACACAUUCUCACAACAGAUUAAUCAUAACAAUGUCUAAAACACAACCCUACUACGGAUUUGUGUCCAUGUCCAGGUUCCUCUUUUCAGUCACUCACCAGCACCUCCUAGGGCAGCUUUUUAUUCACCCCUGCAUACGGCUCCUGGGGCAGUAUACAUACAUGCUUGUUCCUUGGUUCGCAUGCCGUUGGGAGGCUCCUAUGGGUGCAUGCUGUAUGCAGGUUUCCGGUGUGUGUUGUGUAUGUGGGUUAUUGCAGAUACAGCUUCCCGGGUUCGCGGCUGUUUUUGCUCCGUUUUCUGGAAGACGGGUUCUAUGAACCGGGAGAGAAAGGAAAGUAGUCGCCGGCUUCCGGGGAUACCAGGCCGGUUUAAAAAUACUUUUUAUUUAUUUAUUUAUUUAUUUAUUUUUUCUUUCCGCCAGCGAAUCUGUGCUAAACAGAAAAUCGUCUUACCAACCGGGACAGGACGCAGCGGCCUGGAUUUACAUCGACGGCUUGGCUACUGACGAGUCUGCGGAUCUGCAGAGAGUAACAGGCCUGGACUCUUAUUAAUCCCGACAACGAAAAAAAAAAAAAAAAGAAACAUUGCAUUUAGUGAAAGAAUAAGAUAAUUCAAAAACAGAUAAUUUCAAACUCAGAGUUUACUUGAAUUCUUCAUAAGAAAACACAAAGGGGAACAUGACAUUUUAAAAAUGAAGUUGUCUUUGAGAGACCCAAACUGCACAGCUGGAGCACACAUGUUCAAAGAUGCUUAAACUUCUGGAUACAAGAACAUCAGUUUAAGGUGUUUGAUCUUUUGAAUGAAGAAAUAAAAAAUAUAUACCUUUUAACUGAUGCCCUUCACAGAAUUUGAGGUGUACUUGUAAAGCUGGGAGCUUAUCCCUGCGGACAAAGUUAAGCACAUUAUUGGAUUUUAACUCCCUUUUGUUUGUUCCUGUGGACCAUCUAUCUUCACUAACAAAGGACACUACUCGGAAGAGACUGAUCGCUCCUCUGGGUAGGAUUUCUCCACCCCAGCCCCCUUCCCUCAGCUGUGUUUGACUCCCGAUGAUAUAAAGUCUCCCACCCAUUUAGAACCCUGAAUCCCUACUCGCGUGUCAGGAUGACGGAGGCGUGGCAACAGCAUGCUGUGGCCCCUCCCCCUGUGGUGCACACCAUCCCUCCCGGUGCAGAGAGUGCACUGGGGUGUGCAGUCUACGGGAUCGUCCUGCAGCCAGACCCCGCCCUGCAGCAGCAGCAGCAACAGCAGCAGCAGCAGCAACAUGCUGCUCAGGCCCAGGCACAGCAGUCCGCCCUACAGGUUGGGGAAGGUGGGCAUAAGUGCGGGGCUUGUGGCCAUGACAUCUCUCAUCUGGCCAACCCUCAUGAGCACCAGUGUAUGGUGGGCCAGGACCGCUCCUUCCAGUGCACGCAGUGCCUGAAAAUCUUCCACCAGGCUACCGACCUUCUGGAACACCAGUGUGUCCAGGUAGAGCAGAAACCCUUUGUCUGUGGGGUGUGCAAGAUGGGCUUCUCUCUCCUCACCUCCCUAGCCCAGCACCACAAUGCUCACAGCAGCACUAACCCCAUGAAAUGCUCCAUCUGUGAGAAGACCUACAGGCCCAACUCAGCAGGGGCUGGUAAUGCCACCCCAACAUCUUCGUCUGGUAAUCCUCAGCAGCCCUCAGUCGAGGUCCCUGAUAGGUCAGGGGCAGUAGUAGGGGGUACUGCUAGUGCAGGAGGUGUAGUAGUGGGUGCCUCAGCCCCGACAGAAUUCGAGGCCUCCUCCCCUGAUCGACCAUACAAAUGCUCAAUCUGCCAGAAGGGUUUCCGGCACCUGUCGGAGCUGUCGCGGCACGAGCGAGUGCAUACAGGAGAGAAGCCGUACAAGUGUGACGCAUGCGAUAAGAGUUUCAGCCAGUCUUCACACCUGGCACACCAUCAGCGCACCCACAGUGCUGAGCGGCCCUACAAGUGCGCAGCCUGCGAGAAGAGCUUCAAGCACCGCUCUCACCUGGUACGUCACAUGUACGCCCAUUCCGGAGAGCACCUCUUCAAGUGCAACCUGUGUGAGAUGCACUUCAAGGAGUCCUCUGAGCUCCUGCACCACCAGUGCACCCCAGCGGGAGAGAGGCCCUUCCGUUGCGCCACCUGUGGCAAGGGGUUCAAGCGCCCCUCAGACCUGCGGCAGCAUGAGCGCACCCACUCUGAGGAACGUCCCUUUCAGUGUGAAGAGUGCCAGAUGAGCUUCAAGCAACAGUACGCUCUGGUGCGGCACCGGCGCACCCACAAGACCCAUGACCGCCCUUUCAAGUGCAACCUAUGUGAGAAGGGCUUUCUGCAGCCCUCUCACUUGCUCUACCACCAGCAUGUGCAUGGCAUUGAGAGCCUCUUCAAGUGUGCGUCCUGCCAGAAAGGCUUCAGCCAGUCCGGGGACCUGCUGCGGCACAAGUGUGGCGGGGCAGCUUCAGCCAUGGCUGCUGUCGACAGGCCGUACAAAUGCGAUAUUUGCGGCAAGGCUUACAAGAAGUCCUCCACCCUUCAGCGGCACCAGAACUCGCACUGUGCUGAGAAGCCACUCAAGUGCACCCUCUGUGACCGACGGUUCCUGUCCUCCUCUGAGUUCGUGCAGCACCGCUGUGACCCGGCACGUGAAAAGCCCCUCAAGUGUCCGGACUGCGAGAAGCGGUUCAAGUACUCGUCUGAUCUGCAGAGGCACAGACGUGUCCACACCGGGGAGAAACCAUUCAAGUGCCCCAGCUGUGACAAAGGGUUCAAGCAGCGGGAGCACCUGGCCAAGCACCAGAGUGUGCACACGCGGGAGGCCCAGUUCAAGUGCGUCUGGUGCGGCGAGCGCUUCGGGGAUCUUGUGUCACUGCAAGAGCAUAGUGUCCAGCACACUGCAGAGGGAGGCGGUUACCCUGUCCCACCCUGCAUACAGUAACUGGCAAGCGCAGACACACCACUAACCCACACCCAGUCCUCCCCACUACCACCCCCACAGUCUGGGACACUGACUCUCAGAGAGACUGGUCACACUUUUUUGCAGCAUAUGUAUGUGUGUGUAUUUGGGCAGCGGGGGUACCUCCCUUCUUAAUGACUUAUUUUUUCUAUUGUUUUCCACCAGCUAGCUCAACUCCUUCCUUCUUGGCUGCAGACUGGGUUUUAACUGGGGAAGCGUAUUGUUUUACUGGGGAGAAUAAGGGAGAGGGGGGGGUAAAAGUCAGCCUCAUACUCCUACUUCUAUGAGACAGCUUUAUUUGGGUAUAGGGAUUCAUUUUAUUCAAAGGGAUAAUACAGCUUGAUGAACAAGAUUUGUGUGUCCAGUCUCUUCCCCCGCCACUUUUUUUUAUUCAGGCUGACUUUUAAAAAAAGUCUCUAUGUUUAACUGCAAUGAGGGAUUGUCCGUUUCCUAGUGGGGAAACACAGUCCUAGACAACCCAGUGUUGUUCUGGGGUCUGAUUUCAACUGUAAUGAACAUUUUUUGUAUUUUUCUGAAAAUGACUAACUCCCCCUUCAUCCCAAAGACUUUUCCUUGUGUCUCUGUUCCUAUAAAAAGGAUCAAGAAGAAAAUUGUUUGCUGUUCUGCCCUUAAGGGGGUUCUUCUAGAUCAUUGACUCUCCAGGCAGCACAAGGAAGUGCUCUGUUCCAUACCUCUCUUCUGUUGCUGCUCUAAGAUUUUGAACAAGUUAAUUUGGAGGUUCUAUUGUGUUUGUAUACAAACUAUAGACAGCUGCAGGGCCAACAACAGUUGCUACACAGAAAUAUGUGAGUUUCUUCUUGGAAACCUAUUGUCAUUCAGCCAAUAGUUGGGUGACGCCAAAAGACCCUACGAAUCCAAUACCCGGGAGUCUCAAGCUAUGACAGUAGCAUCACAGUAGAGUAUGGAGUCUAAAUGUUUCUAUAAAACAAAACCUGAUAAAUUAGGUUUAACCCAUAGACUGUUGGCAGCAAUGCCAUAAUGUCUUUAGUCCAAUAAUUAACUUCUAGUUCUGUGUAGCAUGCAUCAGUCUUGACUCCCUCAUGGGCGUCUGUCUUGUCCAGAAGGGAGAGGGGGGCAAUUUGUAAUGGCAUUCUGUGCUUUAAUAUCUACUUUUGGGACAAUUUGCAUAGCAGUUUUUCUGACACAAAAUCUGACAACGUUCUUAAAACUGCAAGUUUGUUACUUCUACUGGAGCCUAUAUCCCAAAACUGUACCAAGAGAAUUUGGUAGUAGAUAGGAUUAGGAGCAGGUGCUGCAUUAUAUAAUGGCUGGCAUUUACCCCUUUUAGUGUUUUUAGAUUUCUAUUGUCUGCUAUUUAUGGUGAACUUUUAGCCAGAAGGGAUCUUGCUUACUGAAAAGACACAUUCCAUAUGCCCUUGGCUUGGGGACGGGGUGUUACAGACAAGAUCAGUGUGGGACUGAAGGCUGGCAAAUAAAUGCUUACAGGAAGCAGAAACUAAGAGGUGGGGUUGUGUUCAUAAAACUAAAUAAGUGUGUUACAUUGUAGCUUUUCUUCCAUUCUCCCCCGAGAUGGUGAAAAUGUGGAACUAUUUUAUGCUGCAUGGACAAAGUAUUGGAUUAGGUAAUGGUGCACCUGCUCUCCCUUACUAUAGAAUAAAUAAAUAGUAUAAUAGGUACCAAAACUACUCUCUUUUAGAUUCCAAAGAGACCUGAAAAAAGUUUAACUAGUAGUUUCAUGAGGAAGCUAUUCCACUAAAAGUCCAACAAACGCCCUCUCCCUGGUUAUGUGUAUUUUUUAUAUAUAUAUAUAUA
Molecule: messenger RNA, 4806 nt
Organism: Acipenser ruthenus (sterlet)
Lineage: Eukaryota; Metazoa; Chordata; Actinopteri; Acipenseriformes; Acipenseridae
Gene: znf319b
Product: zinc finger protein 319b
Exons: 2
Coding region: 1174-2994 (606 amino acids)
Source: RefSeq, a predicted model, not a curated record